Silurus meridionalis is the source of this 704-nucleotide messenger RNA. RefSeq names its product ATPase H+ transporting V1 subunit F (gene atp6v1f). Gene Ontology annotation, biological process: proton transmembrane transport. The transcript is spliced from 2 exons. Gene Ontology annotation, molecular function: proton-transporting ATPase activity, rotational mechanism. Gene Ontology annotation, cellular component: membrane; proton-transporting V-type ATPase, V1 domain. The record is from RefSeq and is a predicted model, not a curated record. Bases 130 to 489 code for a protein of 119 amino acids. Lineage: Eukaryota; Metazoa; Chordata; Actinopteri; Siluriformes; Siluridae.
GCGCCAUUCGGUCAUAAAGCGGAAGUGAGUUUGUCACCUGACUUAAACAUAUGAUCCGCAGACUCCGCAAAAAGACAAACCAGCUCGGUUUUUAAUUGAUUACAUUUAGUAUACUCUACACUGUGCUCUAUGGCUGGACGAGGAAAAUUAAUCGCGGUCAUCGGCGAUGAAGACACCUGUACCGGCUUCCUGCUUGGAGGAAUCGGAGAGCUGAACAAAAAUCGCAAACCCAAUUUCUUGGUGGUGGAGAAGGACACCAGUAUCACUGAGAUAGAGGAGACAUUUAAAAGUUUCUUGGCUCGCAAUGAUAUUGGUAUCAUCCUUAUCAACCAAUUCAUUGCUGAGAUGAUCCGGCAUGCAAUAGACGCUCAUAUGCAGUCCAUCCCUGCUGUGCUGGAGAUUCCUUCUAAAGAGCAUCCUUACGACGCCUCUAAAGACUCAAUUCUGCGCAGGGCUAAGGGCAUGUUUUCUGCAGAAGAUUUCCGAUAAGUGCCGUUGCGCCAAUAAGCUGUGAAACAUUAAAUGCUUUUGGAAAUGUUUAUGUGGAUUUUGUUCAGUGUAGUUACUUAUAAAUAACUGAAAAUAGGUUCAUGUUAAUUUGUGAUUUCCAAUAACAACAAAUGUGUUGUAUUUAAAAAAUGGUGUGUAUAAGUCUUGUGAACAUGAAGGGACUUUUCCAUGUAAAAUAAAACUUUAAAAAAAUA